Messenger RNA from Octodon degus (degu), 1001 nucleotides. RefSeq names its product mediator complex subunit 11 (gene Med11). The transcript has 3 exons. Gene Ontology annotation, molecular function: transcription coregulator activity. The record is from RefSeq and is a predicted model, not a curated record. Gene Ontology annotation, biological process: regulation of transcription by RNA polymerase II. Bases 211 to 564 code for a protein of 117 amino acids. NCBI's taxonomy places the organism in Eukaryota, Metazoa, Chordata, Mammalia, Rodentia, Octodontidae. Gene Ontology annotation, cellular component: mediator complex.
CCCAAGGUGGUCGCGUGGUGGCGGAGCAGAGGACAGGCGCACGGCUCCUUGGGAGUUGUAGUUUUCCAGGGGAACCGAGAAGGGCGAGGCCGCGCUAGGCAUCCUGGGAAUUGUAGUGUACCCUUUACGCAGGCGCAAACUGACAGCCACUUCCGGGCUCCAAAGUCGCAAUCUUCAGGAGAAAAUCUCUUGGAGUUUCUCAGAGGGACAAUGGCCACCUAUAGCCUGGCGAAUGAGCGAUUACGCGCCCUGGAAGACAUCGAAAGGGAAAUCGGCGCCAUCCUCCAGAAUGCAGGGACUGUGAUCCUGGAACUGUCCAAGGAAAAAACCAAUGAGCGGCUCCUAGACCGGCAGGCGACGGCCUUCAGCGCUUCAGUGCAACACGUGGAGGCGGAACUGUCGGCUCAGAUCCGUUACCUCACACAGGUGGCCACAGGACAGCCCCAUGAGGGCUCUAGCUACUCUUCAAGGAAAGACUGUCAAAUGGCUCUGAAGCGAGUAGACUAUGCCCGCCUCAAGCUCAGUGAUGUUGCCCGAACCUGUGAGCAGAUGCUGGAGAGUUAAGCCGCAAAGUGGAUCCAGAGUAAAGUAGGAAACCAUGACCUGCACUCUGGGAUAGAACUAGAGGCCUGUAGGAUGGGGUGUGUGGACUGACACAUACAUGCCCUGCUGCGAUGUCAGAGUCAACUUGAACAAAGGGGCAGAAGGCAGAAAUGAAGGAACUAAAAUUGAAGCCUGUCCACAGCUAAGCCCUGGCUCCUCCAGCAGGGUGCUCCUGUUAUACACUUCACAGGCUCAGACGGGAACUGGAGAUUCAGCCACCCAACCCACUUCUUUAUGCCACACAUACCUCCCCUUCUUGGGCUUCCCAAAACCUUGGCCCAAUGAAGUCUCAUUCUUCGUUAUUGAAAGAACCAAAACAUAAAUUGCAAUUUUAACUUUUUUUUUUUUUUUUUUGUGAAACCGGGGAUUGAACUCAGGCCCUUGUGCUUGCCUGGGAA